Molecule: messenger RNA, 2046 nt
Organism: Colletotrichum abscissum
Lineage: Eukaryota; Fungi; Ascomycota; Sordariomycetes; Glomerellales; Glomerellaceae
Product: SET domain-containing protein
Exons: 2
Coding region: 1-2046 (681 amino acids)
Molecular function (GO): protein binding
Source: RefSeq, a predicted model, not a curated record
AUGGUGUUGAAGCGUCGACUAGUUGAUUUCCAGCGCGAACAAGAUCCCUUCGCCGUCAAGGUGUUUCUCCCGCCGACCGAUCAUUACCGCCAACGCAACUGGAUCAUGACGUCCCCGGAGCAGCAGAUGGACACCCUGCGAGAAGGUCUUAGCCGGGUGAUUCUAGACCAGCUUGCGGAAACUCUGCGGGAUUAUUCGUCUGGAAACUUGGCGAACCCGGUGCUUCGAUUUGAAGCUUUCAUUCAGGACGGCGAGCCGGGAACGCAGGGGCAAACACCCCGCUCUCCCGUGGUUUCGAAAAUGGUAGACUUGUCUGGCAUCAUUUCACAGAGCGCAAAUAACAGCCCGAAUACGAGCCAUGCGGGAAGAGAAAACACCAUCGAACACCCGACACCGCCCACCAUCAGCCCGCAAUUGAUGAUGGACGAUGUGGCGGCAAGCGCCAGCCGGGCUUUUGUCCGGACACAACGGACGCCAUCCCAAGGACCGCCACAAAUGUCACCCGAGACCGAUGCAAAUGCUUUUAUUCAAAGAAGAGGAACGGGAGCUCUACGACCAGUCAGGGGAGCCGCUCCAGUGGAGGAAGAGCAGCCGGACAGCCAGAGGCAUAUGCAGGUUGCCAACAACUUUCCUAAACGCGCAAAGAUUCAGACAGACGUCGUCUUCAUCCCGCAACAGUCGUCCAUUGACAAAUUCGUCGUCAGCGUUUGGGAGCAGAUCCACGGUGGUAUCAGCUUAGAUCCCCAGAGUCUGCUUGAACAGUGGCAGCUCACGGCAACGGCAGCAACAGCAACCAUCAACAAUGCUGGCAAGAUUCACGUUCCCGAGCAGCUCGAGCUCGGCUUGCUCCAGGCGCCCUCGGCAGACGGCACGCUGACUGAGAUCGACAUGGAGGGAACCUUCAACCGCAGCAACAUCUUUUGCCGAAAGGUUACGCAAGCCAGCCGCGCGUGCCGCUCGAUUGAGGUCAUUGUCCAAGCGCGGUGGAUCGAGCACUUCGACUCGUAUGUCGAGCUGCUUGCCAUCACGAACCCGGGCAUGUCCCCUACCAAACGCCGCAAGGCGGCGCUGAUUGAGGCGUGUAACGAUUUUGGAUGGUCUGAGAAGGAGUUGCGGAAUAAGAUGGCCAUCUGGCGCGGCUACAAGGAAAUAAAGGACGCGGGAGGUUGGGCCGCGCUCGUCUUCGCCGGCAUGGGACUUUACCGCUUCUGCAAGUACCGAGUUGGAUUUAAUCCGGAUAGCAUGCAACGACUCCGGUGCCUCCGGCCCCGAAUUGAGGUCGCCGCCGACACUCUUCACCCCACGUGGCGCCAACUACUCAUGAUUGUCGGCGAGGGCGCGCAACGUCGGUUCUGCGGUCACCCGCAUGACUGGGUUGUCCGCCAGGACGGUUCGGACCCGGUUCCGCUCCGGUCGACAUAUCUCGAAUAUGACCCUUACUUCAGCUUCGAACAGCUCGAACACUCCGUCAUGGACAUGAGCGCGUGGGGCACCGAUGAUCCGCGAUGGGUGCCGCCGAUGAACGCCGUGGCUUGCGUCCAGGGCAUGCACACAUGUCACUCGUGCGGCCAGGAGCAGUCCGAAGACCCCAAGAUCAACUCGUGCUACUGCUUCCCGACGCUAUUCGGGUCCGGGCGUCGGAGCCCCUGCCCGGUGCAGGUGUUCCGGACCUCGGACGGACGCAACAACGGCCUGAUGGCUCUUUGUCCGUUCGAGCGCGGCGCGGCGAUAGGAGAGUUUGUCGGCCUCAUCACAAAAGACUUGCAAAAUAUGGACGUCAUGGAUAGCUCGACGGGUGUCCGGGCCUAUCAGAUCUGGCAGGGACGGCAGGGCAACUUCACGAGGUUCGUCAACCACAGCUGCAAGUCCAACGCGCAAUUCCAGCAGUUUGUGUGGAUGAGCACGCAGCGCAUCAUCCUGGUGAGCAAGGGCAUUGAGGCGGGUCACGAGGUCACGGUGGAUUAUUCUGGGAGCUACUGGCGCGGUUUGGACAAAGAAUGUCUCUGCGGAGAGUCAUGCUGUCGGUAUAGGAACGCGGCUCGAUAG